AUGGUGGUCAACGAGCUCGUAUCAGACAAGAAACUCGGCGCGGUCCUCCAGACCUCAGGAUACGCCCAAGACCAAGCCGCCAAGCUCCUCCAUCUGCUCACCGAAAUCACCCGCGCGGCCGAAGAGUCAGGAUCAGCUUCAUCAGAGCUCCAAGCCGCCCUGUCAAAGGAGCAGAAGCUCCUCCUCACAAACAUCUCGCACCUCCGCGGCCUGCACCGCUCCGCCAACUUCAACGCCAGGGAUACAAAAGCCCAGACCGCCGAGGCGCGGCAGGAGGUCGACCGCCUGCACCUCCAGCUGCAGAACCUGUACUACGAGCAGCGCCAUCUCGAGGGCGACAUUGAGGCCUGCGAAUCCUACGACCAUACAUACCAGAAGAUACCUCUCAUCCCCGUCGAAGAAUUCAUCGCCGAGCAACCAGAACACGCCGACGCUGAUGAGGACGCCAUGAUGAUUGCGCGAAUCGGCCACGAGCGAGCGGGACGAGAAGCCCUCGAGCAGCAGAGGCUCGAGUUGGUGGGAAGGAAGCAGAAGCUCAUUGCUGAGAACAAGAAGCGCAAGGACGAUCUGGCCAACCUCGACAAAGACUUGGAGAAGUUCAUCGAUGCUGCGAAACCCAUCCAGGAGCUCUUCGAAAAGGUUGUAUGA
Messenger RNA from Colletotrichum fioriniae, 648 nucleotides. RefSeq lists its product as uncharacterized. Gene Ontology annotation, biological process: mRNA export from nucleus; positive regulation of DNA-templated transcription, elongation. Gene Ontology annotation, cellular component: THO complex part of transcription export complex. Gene Ontology annotation, molecular function: mRNA binding. The record is from RefSeq and is a predicted model, not a curated record. Lineage: Eukaryota; Fungi; Ascomycota; Sordariomycetes; Glomerellales; Glomerellaceae.